UCUAGUCGCAUUAAAUAUUUACUUAUACAAAUUUAUGUUGACAAAGAAGAAACUUUAUGAAGUGGACCACGUAUGUUUACACACCAAUUCCCUAAACAGAAGGCAAAUAUAAACGCUCUUAAUAACACGUAUCGAAGUUUGUGUAUCACAGCUUCUUGUUUCUCAUAAGGGCACCCUUCUCCUAAUCAAUAAUCAUACCCUCACUAUCUCUCUCAUAACAAAAAUAAGUUAAAAUAUGAAUCCAGGACGUCUUCUUUGUUUCAUUGGUUGUGUCUUCCUCGUUGUCUCAUCUGAAGCUUCAAAAAUUCACGUAGAAGGACGACGCUUCUCCUCCCAACCUUUAUCUAGCCAAGCAAGAGGGUUUCUCCCUUCUCAAUCCACCUUGCCCGUCGUCGGCGCCGGAGAAAUAUUACCGGAGAAACGGAAGGUGAAGACGGGAUCAAACCCUUUGCACAACAAGCGAUGAGGAAAAGUCAGAUAAUUAGUUUCUUAAACACUCUAUAUCUCUCUCUCUCUUUGUAUUCUUAACACAGAGAUAUAUAUCACAUAUGUAAAUCUACUACACAUACAUUAAUAUAAUGUAGUAUUUAUUCAAUCUUUUUUUAUUCUCUUCGCAAUACUUAGAUGUUUAUAAGAUGAUAGAGCGUGUAUCAAUCAAUAUUUUUCAUCCAGCUCAAUUAGAAAAAAAUAAUCAAAACGUAAUGGUUAGCUCGUCGGGAUGACCAAAAACGUAAUUAUUCUU
Molecule: messenger RNA, 742 nt
Organism: Raphanus sativus (radish)
Lineage: Eukaryota; Viridiplantae; Streptophyta; Magnoliopsida; Brassicales; Brassicaceae
Product: CLAVATA3/ESR (CLE)-related protein 20
Exons: 1
Coding region: 236-466 (76 amino acids)
Source: RefSeq, a predicted model, not a curated record